This is a messenger RNA of Laccaria bicolor S238N-H82, 1704 nucleotides long. RefSeq lists its product as uncharacterized. Bases 1 to 1704 code for a protein of 567 amino acids. NCBI's taxonomy places the organism in Eukaryota, Fungi, Basidiomycota, Agaricomycetes, Agaricales, Hydnangiaceae. The record is from RefSeq and is a predicted model, not a curated record. Gene Ontology annotation, molecular function: protein binding. The transcript has a single exon.
AUGCGGUUCCAUCUCAAGAACAACAAUCCUCAGGCCGUGAUUACCUUAUACCAGAAGCACAUGCAGAGUAUAAUGGAGGGAGAAGUAGGAGGGCAAGUCGAGGGGGCAGAAGAUCAUCAAUUAAAUCAAGAAUAUCACGCUUUGCAUCUCGAAACCACGCCAGCACCCAAGCCACUCGAUCCAGGUCGUGUCUAUCUUCUGUUGGCGGUGACCACUGCCCACGCGAUGCGAGACUCUUAUGCGGAUGCAUUGGAAACUUGUCUUGCAACUGUGGUUCGAUUUCACGACUACACCACAAUGGAAUUCUUGCGUCAACUUGGGCCAAACGCCCGCCUGCGUGCCAAGGUUCAAACUUAUGUGGAGCGGCUUGCCGUUUCCCGCCUUGUCGCUCGCCCGCCUUCGUUGUCAAAACAUGUUUCGGCUUUAGCUAAGGCCAACUCCUUGCAAUCAUCAGAAAAGUUAUAUGAAAAAGUCAUUCAGGGUAUUUUAGGCCCAGAACCCUACCUCGCAGCCGAUCCUUCUCAGAUCACCCCUUCUCUAUCAAUUUCGAUGACAGAACUGGGUUGGACCUCCUUCCUUGCAGCGUUCCUCAAAUGUGAAAGGCGAGAUCUAGCAACGAAGGUGUGGGACGACCUGAUUCGUUGCGGCGUCCGUCCCGGUACCUCGACGUGGACAGCAUUAAUCGACUCAUUUGCUAGGAUUGGGGCUACCGAUGAUGCCCUCUCCGCGUGGGAGAUGAUGCUUGCGCAAGGGGGAAAGCCGGAAGGUCUCACAUAUCGUGCCAUAAUAUCAGCUUUAUUCCAUGACCGUCGAGCAGAUGCAGCGAUCGAAAAGUUCAAGGCAUUUCAAAGAAGUCAUUCAAACCCAGAGAUGGCUGUCCAUACACUCGCAGUUCACAACACAGUUUUAAACGGUCUCCUUCACACCAAUCGUCCGGUCACCGCGAACGAGGUCAUGAUCAAUAUGCAUGAAAAUGGACCAAAGCCAGACCUUGUAUCGUACAAUACCUUCCUGGGGUAUUAUAGCCGAUUGGGCGACUUUAAAGGACUGGCAGCGGUCGUUAGCAAGAUGUCAUCGGAGCAAAUUGCUGGGGACGUUUUCAGUUACUCCACGAUUCUCUCCGCCCUGCUGAAAAUCGGCAAGCAAGACGCACCAGAAACAAUCCUUCAACUUAUGCGAAACCAAGGAAUCCAACCGAAUGUUGCAAUUUUUACCGCCAUUAUCAACCACCAAGUGCGCGAGAAAAAUGAAAAGAACCUCGCUGCAGCUUUCUUCAUGCUUCAGACUAUGGAACAAGAAUCUAGCGCACAGCCUAACGAGGCAACGUACUCGUCUGUUUUGGCCGGCUUGUACCGAGAUGGCUGGCUUGCACCCGAGAAGGCAGAAGAGUAUCGAAAGAAUAUCGUCGCAAGGAUGAAAGCUCGCGGUGUUGUUCUCAGACUCCCAACAUAUCACAUUCUUCUCAAGGCGUGCUUAGAUUAUCCAUAUCCGGAGGGGCUUAACCACGCGCUUGCAUACUUUGAAGACAUGAGGCGGCACACCCCGCUUGUUCAAACUACAUGGUACAUCUUGCUUGCUGGGCUCCUCCAAAGGGGUGAGUGGGCAAUCGCAGAGGAAUAUGUGAAGGAGAUGAAAAACUCGGACGUUUCUCCAUCCGCGAGUACGCUAAAGUUAGUCAGAAAGAUCAGAAGGCGGGGGAAGUAG